AUGGAUUCGUUAAAAUUACCAACAACGGCAGCACAAGCGAAGGCUUUCACGGCACCCAAUUCAUUGAUAUUUCCGCUGGGUAUUGACGGAAACAAUAGUGACAGCAAUGGAAACUCAAUGAAUGCCCCAAAGAAAGAAGAGAAGGCUGAUGUCGUAGAACCCAAGAACGAAGAUGAUGGUGCUACAUCGGGUAUUGUUCCCACUCUUCAGAAUAUUGUUGCUACAGUAAACUUAGACUGUCGGUUGGAUUUAAAGACAAUCGCAUUACACGCUCGUAAUGCAGAGUAUAACCCUAAACGUUUCGCAGCUGUAAUUAUGAGAAUCAGAGAACCUAAAACGACUGCUUUGAUUUUCGCAUCAGGUAAAAUGGUUGUUACAGGGGCCAAGUCAGAAGACGACUCAAAAUUAGCAUCAAGAAAAUACGCACGUAUCAUUCAAAAAUUAGGUUUUAAUGCUAAAUUCACUGAUUUUAAAAUUCAAAACAUUGUGGGAUCUUGUGAUGUUAAAUUUCCAAUUCGUUUGGAGGGUCUAGCAUUUUCGCAUGGUACUUUCUCAUCUUAUGAGCCUGAAUUGUUUCCUGGUUUGAUUUAUAGAAUGGUGAAACCAAAGAUUGUUUUGUUAAUUUUUGUCUCCGGCAAGAUUGUUUUAACAGGGGCUAAACAAAGAGAAGAGAUUUACGCUGCAUUUGAGGCAAUUUAUCCUGUGUUAAGUGAAUUUCGAAAGUCAUAG
This is a messenger RNA of Priceomyces carsonii, 729 nucleotides long. RefSeq names its product TATA-binding protein (gene TBP1). The record is from RefSeq and is a predicted model, not a curated record. Gene Ontology annotation, biological process: DNA-templated transcription initiation. NCBI's taxonomy places the organism in Eukaryota, Fungi, Ascomycota, Pichiomycetes, Serinales, Debaryomycetaceae. The transcript has a single exon. Bases 1 to 729 code for a protein of 242 amino acids. Gene Ontology annotation, molecular function: DNA binding; RNA polymerase II general transcription initiation factor activity.